Molecule: messenger RNA, 858 nt
Organism: Pipistrellus nathusii (Nathusius's pipistrelle)
Lineage: Eukaryota; Metazoa; Chordata; Mammalia; Chiroptera; Vespertilionidae
Source: the annotation of a GenBank genome assembly
AUGGAGCGUCCGCAGCCCGACAGCAUGCCCCAGGAUUUGUCAGAGGCCCUGAAGGAGGCCACCAAGGAGGUGCACACCCGGGCAGAGAAUGCCGAGUUCAUGCGGAACUUUCAGAAGGGCCAGGUGACUCGGGAAGGCUUUAAGCUGGUGAUGGCCUCCCUGUAUCACAUCUACAAGGCCCUGGAGGAGGAGAUUGAGCGCAACAAGGCAAACCCGGUCUACGCGCCCCUCUACUUCCCCGAGGAGCUGCACCGCCGGGCGGCCCUGGAGCAGGACCUGACCUUCUGGUACGGGCCCCGCUGGCAGGAGGCCAUCCCCUACACACAGGCCACCCGGCGCUACGCGCAGCGGCUCCACGAGGUGGGGCGCGGGCAGCCCGAGCUGCUGGUGGCCCACGCCUACACCCGCUACCUGGGCGACCUGUCAGGGGGCCAGGUGCUCAAGAAGAUUGCCCAGAAGACCCUGGAUCUGCCCAGCUCCGGCGAGGGCCUGGCCUUCUUCACCUUCCCCAACAUCGACAGCGCCACCAAGUUCAAGCAGCUGUACCGCUCCCGCAUGAACUCCCUGGAGAUGACCCCCGAGGUCAAGGGGAGGAUCAUCGAAGAGGCCAAGACGGCCUUCCUGCUCAACAUUCAGCUGUUUGAGGAGCUGCAGGAGCUACUGCCCCAGGACGUGGAGGACCAGAGCCCUUCGCAGCCGGGCCUUCGCCGGCGGGCGGGCAGCGGGACACCAGCCUCCACGCCCACGGAGACCCCCAGAGGAAAGUCCAGUGUGUUCUCCCAGGCACCCCUCAUCCGAUGGGUCCUCACACUCAGCUUUCUGGUGGCAACGGUUGCCAUGGGGCUUUACGCCAUGUGA